CCCUAUCAUUCUAUUAACCCCACCCUUAGGAAGAAGCCUAUAUAACUGGCACUUCCCCACUCCUUGACCUCUUUUAGAAGAGCCCAGGUGGAAGCUGUAGACAGACCAAGUAGCUGUAUACAAAGCAACUGAGUGUUUUGAAAGCCAAUCAUGGGGCUCGCUAACAAAGGAGCACAAAAGCGAAAAUGCUCUGAUACUGGGACUGAACAUGAUAUCCCUGCCCUAGGCCAGCCAGACCAGAAGAGCUACCAAUGCCUGGAAUGUGGGAAAAGCUUCAGGCGGGGCCCAAGUCUGCUAACUCACCAGAGAAUCCACACAGGCGAAAGGCCUUAUCAGUGCUCCAAGUGUGGGAAGGGCUUCGCUCAGCAGGCAAGCCUUACUAUCCAUCUGAGAAUCCACACAGGGGAGACACCAUACCCCUGCCCUCAGUGUGGGCGCUGUUUUCGACAGAGCUCAAACCUCCUCAAACACCAGCAGCUCCAUGCAGGGGUGAGGCCUCAUCUGUGCGCAGAGUGCGGGAAAUGUUUCGCUCAACGCUCAAACCUUCUCAUCCACCAGCGAAUCCACACAGGGGAGAUGCCCUAUCUUUGUUCUGAAUGUGGGCAGACCUUCCGGCAGUAUCGGAGCCUCCAGAUCCACCAGAGAUUCCACAAGGGAAACCUGUCUUGGGGACACGACUGCCCUGAGUGUGGAAAAAGCUUCUCGCAGAGCUCAGACCUCGUGAAGCAUUUGAGAGUCCACACAGGGGAGAUGCCAUACAGCUGCUUGCACUGUGGGAAAAAUUUCCGGUAUGUUUCAAACCUCAACAGACACCAAAGAACCCACACGGGGGAGAAGCCCCAUGCCUGUCGACAAUGUGGCGAAUGCUUCAGCCACUUGUCCAGCCGAAACACACACGAGAGGAUUCACACUGGCGAGAGACCCUAUGGUUGUGCUGAAUGUGGGAAGAUGUUCAUCUCCAGUUCCAAGCUCGUUAGGCAUCUGAAGACUCAUGCCAAGCAGAUGCGCUAUAUUUGCAGUGUGUGUGGGAAAACCUUCUUUCGCCAUCUGAAACUUGUGGGACACCAGGAACUCCACAAAGCUCAGAGCUCCCGUUCAAAAAGGAAGUGAGAGAGCAAGCAGGCUUUCCAAGGCAUGGUUGUCUCUCCAUCAGGUCACUCGGACUUGAUAUGUCAAAGAAGCAUCCUAAAAGAAUCCUGUGCCCUCUGAAGACAUUCUGGAUAUUGCCGUUCUUGGAGUCUUUUUCAGCUUUUUUUUUUUUUUUUUUUUGGGGUAAUAUACAUGUUUGUAAAAUAAACAUUUGACUCCAGGCAGGAACUAAUGACGAGGAAAGACAGAUGGAGCUGGUGAGAACUUGUACUAUUUCCCUGUCUUGAGCUCCAGAAUAUUUUUGGGACAAGCUCUUGCAUGCACUAUUGCUUAGGGAGGUCAGAUGCAAAGUGCAGACAGACCUCCUGGAACUUAUGAAGAAGAGACAAUGGAAGCUUGUCACGCAGAGGAGAUGACCUUCUCUCUAUACCAGUCCUGCUCAACAUCAGCCCUCCUGCAGAUGCUGACCUACAACUCCCAUAAUCCCUAGCUAUUGGCCACUAUGGCUGGACAUUAUGGGAGUUGCAGUCCAAAAACAACUGGGGGGCCAAAGUUGAGCAGGCCUGCUCUACACAGUGCAGUAGAGAAAUGUAUGCAUCCUUUAUCUCUGGUCACCUUACUGUUUGAGAUAAGUUGACUAGUGGGGGUUGUAAUCAAAUGGAAGGGAACUAUUGCAUGACUAUAAUGCCCCAACCUUUGGAAUAUAAUACUUUGGAACAAAGUUGAAUGACUUUCAAUGGAACCUCAUUUCAUCUUAAGUGUUGAGGACUUGGCUUCCUCCAACCUAUAUUAAGAAUAGUGAGAGAUGCUUCUUGCAGGAGUCCUGUUUGUUGCACUUAUACAAGUGCAAAUAACACAUUAUCCUGAAUACUUCGCUGGCCUUCAUGGGCUUAGGCUUCGUCGAUAGAAGCCAUGGGGAUGGGCAUUGGGAUCUAGAUUGGGACUGUGGUGGGUAGGGGACUUUAACUCUCUGCUCCUGUUACAGUCCCAGUUGGUGGCAUCCCACAGCUGCUGUUUCCCCCCAGUCAAUGGGAGCUUUCUUCCUGGGAGAAAUGGCAGCUGCACAGGAGGACAUGAUCUGAACUGGGUCCAGAGCAGGGGCAAAGGGUUGUACCCUGUGAUGUACAUCUCUUAAUACUUGCAUAUGCAUUUGUGGUUCACAUUGCAGGAAACAGCAGUAUAAUAGUUGUAGCCAUAACAAAUGCAGUUGCUGCAUGAAGUGUGAAAUUGGCCAAAGAGACUGCAAAACUAUUGUGUGCAAAAGUGGACUAGAACGACUCCAGAGCAAGCUUGGGAAAAGAACUCCCCUUGUGGGCUGUGCUUUCUGAAGAAAGGUGGUCAGUGGGAUGGGGGAGAGGGUUCUGGGUCUCUUAAGAGCCCCUAAGAAAAGAUGAAGAGGGUAAAUGUCCCCAAAGAGAAAUACAUGACAAAGGUGUAACUUCACAUGGGUCGUUUUGUUAGUGGACUUUUCUUGGCAGUUCCUUCAACAGAAUUCAGGUUUCUAAGGAGGAGCUUGCUUAUCUUCUCAACAGUAAGCACUUAAAAGGGUUUGGUGAACAGUUUGAUGUGAUCCUAGGGUUUUGUGGGUUUGUGCAUCGGGAACAUUCUCUACUACCUUAAAAAGCUGAUGUCAGCUGCUAAUUUUGUGUCCUUGUUACAAUAAAUGUCAAGUCACUCAAACAGCA
This is a messenger RNA of Hemicordylus capensis (graceful crag lizard), 2774 nucleotides long. Its product is annotated as zinc finger protein 239-like. Lineage: Eukaryota; Metazoa; Chordata; Lepidosauria; Squamata; Cordylidae. The coding region runs from base 151 to 1110 and encodes 319 amino acids. The record is from RefSeq and is a predicted model, not a curated record. The transcript is spliced from 3 exons.